Molecule: messenger RNA, 4430 nt
Organism: Zeugodacus cucurbitae (melon fly)
Lineage: Eukaryota; Metazoa; Arthropoda; Insecta; Diptera; Tephritidae
Exons: 5
Coding region: 68-1024 (318 amino acids)
Biological process (GO): negative regulation of apoptotic process; regulation of actin filament polymerization
Cellular component (GO): mitochondrion; clathrin-coated vesicle; sarcoplasmic reticulum
Source: RefSeq, a predicted model, not a curated record
GUGACUGACUAUUCGAAUUGAAUACUACUUUGUUGGUCGUUGUAGCGGUGCUUGAGAAGUGCAAAAAAUGGAUAUCUUGCGUAAAAUGUUCAAAAUGAACGAGAAGGAGUCAUCAAGCUUGAACGGAACCGAUCAUAAGGACGAAGCAACGGCAAAGGACGAGUUUCGCAAACCACAGUGGUUCGAGGAAGCGGAAACUGAUGAUGAACUAUUCGAUGAUAAUCGUAAGUUUGCUUUUCAAAUUUUCACAAAUCCUGUAGAGUUGCAGAAACACUUCGAGCGGCAAAUGCAACAAAUUUUGGAAGCAGUUAGUGAAUUUGAAGAUAGUGAUGUUAAAAUCGAUAAAGAUUUAAAGGAAGAUUUUCUAAAGCCAGGAUUUGAAAAUAUUGACAUUUUGAAAGAGUUUGAAAAAAAGAAGGCCGAAAUCAUGGAUACUGAUUUGGAUGGCGAAAUUUAUGCUGAUCAAUUGCAUUCAUUAAUGCAACGUUUAUCACCCAAUGAGGAAUUGCCAAACAUUUUGCCACGCAAUGACAACAAAGCUAUGCGUAAUCCUAUACGUAAGCAAAAAUUGAGCGACGAGGAGAAAAUUUUGGGCAAAAUACAUGGUACCCUGGAUAAUGAAGACGCACCGAAGCAGCCACGUAUGCCGCGCGCUCGUCCUGACAUGAUGACACCAAUGACACCGAUGAUACCACGUGGUCCAGCACCAUUUGGUGGAGGAGUUUUUGAAGGGACUUACCAGGGUCCGAAAAUGUUCAGCCAGAGUGUAAUGUCUAAAACUAUACGUAAACCGGAUGGUAGUUAUGAGACUACAAAGGUCACCAAGGACUCUCAAGGUAAUACAACAACAACUAUAACACGUACCAUUGAUGGAAAAUCCGAGACAAUUACUACGUAUGAUAAUGCUGGUGGUGCCGGUGUCAUCAAACAAAAGGAGGGUGGCAUCGCCAAAUCCGAAGAGUAUUCGGAUCGUAAUAUUUACGUAACAAAAGAAGGUUACGCCGUACCAAGGAACCUCUGGUGACCAGUGGUGCUUAUUGGCCGAAUCCUUGUUGGCAACUUAUUACCCGUCUAUAUUCAAAUUCAGAUAUACUAUGUAUUAGUAACUAGAUCCUUAAGUGUUUGGUGUUUUAGAUGAAAUUCAAUUGAGGCUACAGAAAGCAGAUAGCAUUGCAUGAGCAGCAGCGGCAGCAAUAAUGACAGCAACAACACGGAUGACCGCAGCAUCCACAACUAUAACCGAAACAAAUACAGAACAAGUAUGGUAGACAUACACAGGUGAAUUUGACUUAAAUAUUUGUCCAUCAUUUGAUGUAAAUUGGAAUUGUGUAAACGAUUUACAUAGGAUGUUCACUUAUUGAUGCUACACAAUCAUACGUCUAUAAUCUCAAGUGUACAAUUCUAUACUGGUUCUGUACUGUUUUCAUGGAAUUUAUUUCGUAUAUCUUAAUAUUUUAAUUUGAUUACGAGCAUCUUCAUGGAGCGUAAACAGAACUUUGUGAUUUAUUUCGGGGACGUAUAUCUCUGGAUCAAACAAUUGAUCAUAAGAAUUCACUAUGAUUGUUUGAUGAACGCUAGCGUCAGCGACAGGGUGAGCUGAGAAAUGAGAAUGUUGUUUAUUUGUUGAAACGAUUUACGUUUAACAUAUAUACACACACACGAAUGAGUCGCCCAACUGCCUAGCUGUCACAUUGAAGGGCGGUGUAGUUAGAAUUCGGUGGUAUUUAAAAAAAAAAAAAUAUUCGAAUGAAACAUAUCGACUCGGAAUAUGUUAAAUGACAGUUAGUUAGGAGACAACGGUUGACAGCGAUUAUGAAUAUUACACAAAAGUAUUUUUUCUUUGAUUCUUUAGUUAGCACGAAUUAAUUCGUGAUAUGGAUUUUUCUAAGUGUGGUUGGUUGCUUUCAAUUGAAGGAAUUUGAGCGCGAUGAUAUCUCAAUAAUUACUUUUGUCAUAUAUAAUACUUUACGAAUGUAGUUUGUGAGAAAAUGAAUAUUGGGAUACUGCAGUACUGAGUUUCAAUGAAAUCCAUCUAAAGUGCAAGAACAAAGAAAGAUGUUUAAACAUAACAUCAUAUAUACAUACAUAUUUACUUAUGCUAUAUACACAUACAUAUAUUAUAAAUCCUUCAUCUAAGUUAAUAUUCAUUCUCAAAUGCGCAUUGGCGCUUGAUAUCAUUUAGCUAUAAAUAUUUGUUUUUCAUAUGAACAUAUAAUACCUAUUGGCAACCAUAAAGACUUUGAUAUUAUUUUGUAGUAAUUUUAAUAUUAACUGUGUAAAAUAUAGUUUUAAAACUUUUGACGAAAUUCAAAAAAAGUUAACAUAUUGUUUAUUUUUUUAAACGUACAUAGUAUAUACAUUUAUGCUUUGUCAAUAGAUACAUAUUUGUUUUGAAAUCUUAAACUCUUUAAUAUGUAUCGACAUGCAUAAAUGCUACAUACCAAUUAAAUUAACUAAGUUAAGGAUUAUUUCUUAAAAUUUAUAUGCCAUAUUUGAUUUGGUUAUUUAUGAACCACAUUUCAGUGUUCUACAUAUAUUUUAACAGUUGCAAAUAUAAUUUAACGUACAGAUAUUUGUAUCUACUUAAAACAAUUAAAAAAAUAUAUAUUAUCUACUUACAUGUGCAAUUAAAAUUGUUUUAAAUGUUUUUCUUUUUUAUUUAAGGCGUUGAUUUUCUCUAAAUAUAAAAAUAAUAACAUCGAUAUCGUUGAGGCAGAAUAUUGCAUUUACAUAUAUGUGUAUAUUAAGUUCUGGUUUUAAUAGUAAUAACAAAUAUAAACGAGGUGGAUUUGUUUAUACAAAUCACAGUGUUAGUAUAUACUGAGGUAUUAGUCGGCACAAAUAGAUUUAGUGUUUUGAGAUGUCUGACGAAAUAUUGUAUCUUAAUCAUUUCUUAAAUUCACUUUUUACUUUAUGCGCUUCUCCGAGUAUAGCAUCCGCAAAUUCUGUUUUUACAAAUGAUUUCAAACAAUAAUGACACCAAUGCUUGGUAGGUUUGUCCUAGUAAAGUUAUACAUAUAUGUAUAUUUAUUUUUGUUUUGUUUUUAUUUAUUUAUAAUUUACCAAACAUAUAUAGACCCUUGGAUGACCCAGUGCACCAUCGCCAUCACAAUGUACUACACGUUCUGGCGUUAUUAUAGUUUCUAUUUCAUGUGCGAAUACGGCGCCCCAGUUCUUGUUUACCCAACGUUUAGCGUUCAUAAAACGUACAUUUCGGUAGUCAUCCUCUGCCCAUAACUGCGUAGAUAGUGUACUUAUAAGUGUAAUAGUUUCACAUAAAUAUUUGGAUAAUAUGUAGUACUUGUCCUGUGUGUGAUACUUCCUUUAGAUCACUUCGCAAACGUAUCAAAUGAAAAUUUACAAAUCUCUUAUGUUUGAGAGCAUCUUUUAAAAAUUUAGUCGUCCACAUUUUUUUAAUUCCAAUAAAAACAAAAUCUAAUAUUAAAAUUGAUAUGUCUUUACGACUUUUAUUACCCUGUAUACUUGUUAAAAAUUUCGUAAAUAUAUUCUGAGGAAGACUUACCGUGCUAUUAAUGCUUUUUCUUUUAAAUAAUUUUUUUUUAUAAUAUAUACCAACUAAACGGUUUAUCAAUAUUGAAACUUCUUAGUACUCGCAAAUUAAUUAAACAUCACAUUUGCAUUUUAUAUAUCGCCAAACUCAAGUAUCAAUAUUAAAAGCAAUAUUUUCACGACUAAAAUCAAAAUCUAUGGUGAUUCGUUUUCAAAAUAUUUAUUCACAGAGACAAUUCAAAUCAAUAAUUCUCCCACUUGUAUUUUUCCACAUUCAACUUCUUCCAACAAUAAAAUUUAAUGGUGGUGUCCCUCUUUCUUUACAAAUCUAAGACCACAAUAUCCACAGAUUUGAGGACCCGGUUUAUCCUAGACGAGGAAAUAUGAAAAAAACAUUUAAUCGAAACUCGCAAUAUAAACAAACAUAAACAUGCAUUAAAUACACUUAUAUCCGCUUACCAAAUUUAUGUAAAUUUUAGGAUGACCCAAGUUCGCAUCACCGCCAUCACAAUAGACAACACGGUCUGUAACUUCAAUUGGUGGUACUUCAUCGAUCAAAUUGAUGCCCCAAUUUUCGUUCACAUAUCGUUUGGCAUUAACAAAUCGCACAUUGCGAUAAUCUUCCUUGUCAAAAACCUAAAUUACAAAAGUGCAUUAGUUUAUUAUGUGUAUGCAAAAACAAAAUAGAAAAUAUGUAUAAUGUUUGCGUAAUAGGCUGAUGGUUUGAUGAUAUACACCUGUCCAGUGUGUGUGGAUUUUUCUAAAUCAUUGCGUGAGUUGCUAUAAUUGCGGCUUGAAUUGACGAUAGAUGAGCUCAGAACACGGCUAGUCGAAUUACGACUUAAAAGUUGUAGCCCACUGUAGAGUUUUGUACACGCCAUGACUUUUUUAAUUCCUAACCAACUGCAAAUCUGUUGAAA